CGCCUCCCCUGCCCAGGGCGCAGCGGCUGUCCUUUCUUGCGCGCGCUUUAGUGCCGCCGCCGCUUCUUCCUCUUCCUCUCGUUGAUCCCUGCGGUGACCCAGAUUCCAACCGCGCCGUCGGGCUCCCGCCGCCUUCGCCGGAGAGCAGGAGGGACGCUGGCAGGCGGCUGGAGACUCUGCGGCGCGAUGGGACUGUGAGAGCCAAGGACCGAGCAUAAAUAACUUCUGGUGAAAAACAAUUUGCCGGUGACCAGUUGAGGACAUUUAGUGUGACUGAAGAACAAAGCUGCCAAAAUGAAGCACUUCCUGAGGAUGCUCGUCCAGGUGUGCCUCUACUUCUACUGCAAGUGCUUGUGGCGCUCCCUGAAAUUUGUGGUGAGGAAGCUGACAGGACGGUGCGAGUUGCAGCGGAUCUGCUACAACACAAAGCCUGGGGCCUGCAGGACCAUCAAAAUUGAAACAUCACUAAGGAGUUCAAAAAAUAAGUUGUUGCAGAGUUCGCUGAGUGUUCACCCAGAUGCAAUUGAAAAAACUAUAGAUGCCAUCAUGGACCUGAAAAAGAUUAAUCCAGAUGUGAACCCACAGCUUGGCAUAUCUCUGCAGGCCUGCCUCCUUCAGAUUGUAGGGUACAGGAAUUUGAUUGCAGAGGUUGAAAAACUGCGCCGGGAGCCCUAUGAUUCAGAGGAUCCCCGGCAUGAAGACAUGCUCCUGAAGCUAUGGAAAUGCUUGAAACCCGAUUCCCCGUUGGAAGCUCGGAUUUCCAAGCAGUGGUGUGAAAUUGGUUUCCAAGGUGAUGAUCCUAAAACAGACUUCAGAGGCAUGGGCCUUCUGGGCUUAUAUAAUUUGUUAUAUUUUGCGGAACACGAUGCGGCUGCAGCUCAACAGAUCCUCUCCGAUUCCCUUCAGCCAAAAUACAGGGAAGUUACUAAAGAGGACUUAAGCAAAUGCAGCAAGGCUGAGUGGGAGAAGAAAAAGUUUGAUAAAGCAAUUGGCUACUCCUUUGCCAUCGUUGGCAUUAACAUCACGGACCUUGCGUACAACCUGCUUGUGAGCAGUGCUCUGAAAACGCACUUCUACAACGUUGCUCCAGAGGCUCCAACGUUAACCCAUUUCCAGCAAACCUUCUGCUACCUGAUGCAUGAAUUCCACAAGUUCUGGAUUGACGAGGAUCCACUGGACAUCAUGGAGUUCAAUCGUGUGCGGGAGAAGUUCCACAAGCGUAUCCUCAAACAGCUGCAGAAUCCAGAUAUGGCCCUGUGCCCUCACUUUGCUGCCUCAGAAAGCUUGAUCAACCUGUAGAUGUUGACUGGGUUGGGUUUGGAAACACUGCCUCAUUCACAUGUUAGGCCACCAUCCUAGAAAUAAAAUCGCUCAUGUAUGGAAUGACCAUAGCGAUUGUAUGCAUGCUUCUUGGUGCAGUAUUUCAUCUCUUUCGUUCUCUUUUCGGCAUCUCCUCUCACACCGCUCCUUUUGAGGGAGGGAGGGGCUUGUCAUGAAAAUGGAGUGCUCGGUCACAUCGCGGCAUUUUGCAGUGUUCAACUUUCUGAAAUUGAUGUCCCAUAUGAAGAAGUUUUUUCUAUUUUUUUAGUCUCUUUCCUCCUCUCCUUUCCCUAUCACCCCCUCCAUAAUUCAGCAUUUAUUUAAAGAAUUGUAGUUCUCUAGCUGUGAGAUUUUUUUUUGGUAUAUGUGGAAUAAUUUGGUUGAAAAAACUUGUAUUGUGGAAGCCUUUUAACUUAACUGAUUUGUUUUAUGAUAACGAAGAAUAUGUUUAAAAUGGUCAUGAUCCAGGCAAAGUUGAGCACUUUUGGAUCCCACUGAUUUUUUUGAAAUGCCCCGUGCUUUAAUCUUUCCCACUAAAAUGAAUGGGAUAUAAAAAGGCUUAACUUUGGAUGAAUUGUGCCCUGUGUUUGUACAUUAUUUUAAAAAGUGUAUGUAACCUGAGCCUCAUACAGGCAAAAUAAAUGAAGAGACAUUUUUUCCCUGUGCAUGCGCCAUGAAAAAAAUUGGAUUAUGAUACAAAUGGGGGGAUACUUUUUAACAUUCACGGACUCUAUAAUGAAGCAACUGUGGUAGUGUGGAAAGCUGAAUUCUGAGUGAGUUUUGAAAGCAUUCACUGUGCUGACUGCAAAGAUCAGAAAAUGUGCGUAUAGGUAGGUAAGGAAAGGAAGGUUUUCCUUUUUUUCAGAAAUUCACAUUCCAACAGCACCACCAUAUCCAUAUGAUCAUGAGUGACUAAGUUGAAUUGUGCCGCUUUGAAAAUGUGACGUGAACAUACUGUGUUUCCGCAUGUCCUGAAUGCAACACAGAUCGAUCAUGAGUAGUGUUUGACUGCCUUUAGUGAGGAGCAAAUAAAUAUCUAUAUUCUUAAUUUUGACAUAUUGAACUUGAGCUUUAUACUGUCAAUAUCAGUUUCUAACUGAGGGCUAUGAGAAGCAAAUCAUCUAAAAGGCAGGAAGGAAAAAAUAGCUCGUCGUUAAAACAAAAGCAUAGGACAAAGCGCUGUCUUAUUUUUUUAAAAAGAACACCCACACUCAAUCCAUGUGGAAGUCAUCUUGCAUAAACAGCCCUGUUGGGAUGAAUGGAAAGUAUACAGGAUCAUAACUAUGCUAAUUUCAUUCAUUUUUAAAAUUGGGCUUGUGCAUGAGUCAAACUACUUGGACUGUUCCCAACGCUUCUGACACCAUGUGUAGACUGUCAAAAUAGUAUUUACCAUGGCAUUUCAUACCCAUGGUAUUUUUUUACCUUUGGAAGUUUAGUAUUCUAGGUAGUUUGUGAAGUUGCUUGCAUAGCAAGAUUGAAUUUGAGGUAUUACCUAAUUAUUUGUGGAUUAUAUGAAUAAAUUAUGUCACUCUAAAAAUAAA
This is a messenger RNA of Heteronotia binoei (common prickly gecko), 2861 nucleotides long. It is a transcript of the gene ELMOD1, whose product is annotated as ELMO domain containing 1. The record is from RefSeq and is a predicted model, not a curated record. The transcript has 12 exons. Gene Ontology annotation, molecular function: GTPase activator activity. Lineage: Eukaryota; Metazoa; Chordata; Lepidosauria; Squamata; Gekkonidae. The coding region runs from base 295 to 1299 and encodes 334 amino acids.